GCGGUCCCCAAGGAGUUAUAUUUUCAUGAAUAAGAAGAAGAAGAAGAAGAAAAAUAAUGGGGAGGCGUUAAAAGUAUCUAAUUUACCAAUGGGAGAUCAGAAGAAUCCAAGACUUGGUACCAGUCCUGGUUCUGAAGGAGGAGAAAAGAGGGAAGUACAGAACGCGCAUCAAAAAUCUAAUUUUUAUGGUUCGUUUCCCAAAUUGAGAAGGCCAUGUUUAGUAGUUAUACAGGGCGAGGAAGCGUACGGAGCAGGUGGCGGAGAUGGGCAGCUGCAGCAAUGCUAGAGCAGGGGCGGUCCGCAAUGGCGGCUCCAGUCUACUGGAGAUACUGAACGUGAGGGUGGUGGGCGCCGGUGAGCGGGUGGUGGUGCUGUCGCACGGCUUCGGCACGGACCAGUCGGCUUGGAGUCGCGUGCUGCCUUACUUGCAGCGCGACCACCGCGUCGUCCUCUACGACCACGUCUGCGCUGGCAGCGUCAACCCCGAUCACUUCGACUUCCGGCGCUACACCACCCUCGACGCCUACGUCGAAGACUUGCUGACCAUUCUCGACGCCCUCGGAAUCGACCGUUGCUUCUUCGUCGGGCACUCCUUCUCCUCCAUGAUGGGCAUCCUCGCUUCGAUCCGCCGCCCUGAGCUCUUCCUCAAGCUCAUCCUCAUUGGUGCCUCCCCUAGGUUUUUGAACGACGAGGAAUACCACGGAGGCUUCGAGCGGGAUGACUUCGACAAGGUGUUUGCGGCGAUGGAAUCGAACUACGAGGCCUGGGUGCGGGGCUUCGCGCCGCUAGCUGUGGGAGCGGACGUGCCGGCGGCCGUUCAAGAGUUCAGUCGGACGCUAUUCAACAUGCGGCCGGACAUCUCGCUGUUCGUGUCGCAGAUGGCGUUCAGCAUCGACCUACGUGGUGUGCUGGGCCUGGUAACCACUCCUUGCGUCGUUGUUCAGACAGCCAAGGACGUCUCCGUCCCUCUUUCCGUCGGCGGCUUCCUGCGGGACCACCUCGGCGGCCACACCAUCGUCGAGUACCUCCCCGUCGAGGGGCACCUCCCCCACCUCAGCGCUCCUGCGGCUCUCGUCCAUGUUCUCCGCAGGGCUAUCACCUCCCCCUGAUCCUCUCUCCCUCCCCUGAUUUAGCUCACCGCGUCCGCUUCCGAGUCAACUCGCCAGGCCGGCGAUGAAACGGGGAGAGUAAUAAAGUUGAUUCGUCCCUUUCGGUACCAUAAAAGAAGACAAACGCACCAACCGAUUAUAGGACAUCCUCCGUCUUUUUCUUUUUUCUGUUUUUUCCCCCUUCGUUUUGAUGUUUGGUGUUUGUUUUUUUGGGUAAGAAUUGAAAUAUUCAGUUGUUAAUUAGAAUUUGAUUAUGAAAUGGCAGCGGUU
Messenger RNA from Zingiber officinale, 1379 nucleotides. Its product is annotated as probable strigolactone esterase DAD2. Bases 264 to 1109 code for a protein of 281 amino acids. The transcript has 3 exons. Lineage: Eukaryota; Viridiplantae; Streptophyta; Magnoliopsida; Zingiberales; Zingiberaceae. The record is from RefSeq and is a predicted model, not a curated record.